AUGCGCAUAUUCUGUGUAGGUGAGGUGGCGAAAGCAAAGGUAAAAGCGGAUUACGGAGGGAGAGUGCGAACAUUCCCCCAUGUUGAGGGCAACUUCGCCGUUCAUGUCUUCAUUCCAGUUACCAUCCCUGCCUCUCUCCAGCCGCUCCUCCAAUCGCACCUCCGCACUGCCAUCAGCGCCCUCCCUGCACUGGCGCCUGUGGAUCCGGACUCACUCAAAGCUGCUGUUGCUGGUGUUGGUGGUGGUGCUGCUACUGCUGCUUGUGGUUUUGGUGCUACUGUUACUGGUGCUGGUGCUGGUGCUACUACUGCGACUGCAAUGCAUGCCCUGGUUACAGGGGAGGUUCACAUGACAGCUGCUCGCACUGUCCCCAUCCGCUUCCAUCAGAUCGACUCCCUUCUCAGCCUGCUGCGCUUGCGACUCAAGCCACAAAAACGCUUCCACUUGCAUUUGGACAAGUGGACGGCAUUCGUUAACGAUGAGAAGACUCGCUCCUUCCUCGCUCUUGAAGCUUCCCGGGAGGGACUGCCUGAGUUCGCCUCUCUGGUUCAAUGCAUCGACCAGGCAUAUGCUGUUCACGGUCUUCCUCCGUACUAUGAUAACCCACGCCCACACGUCUCCCUGCUCUGGUUCAGUACAGAUGCACGCAAGGCGAGCGCGAAGGCCGGCGGAGCGGGGAAGGAGGCGGAGAAUGCAGGAGAUACGGGGGAGGUGGGGGAAGGUGACGUCAUAUUGACGUCAGUUCACCCUAAAGAUCUCUUGGACCUGAACGAAAACACCCUGUUCGAGCUUAGUGAGGAGCAUUUGCAGCAGUACCUUCCCGAGGGUCUCCCUCCUUCAAUGGAAAAAGAGUUUGAGGCCUCUAAGUCCCGUGCCAUUCUCCUUCGGGCAGCCACAAAAGAAUUUAUUCAAAAGCUUCAAGCUGCCCGAGAUCACCAGUCCAGCUCAUCAAACUCCAGUAAUCCCGUGGAACCUUCCGACAGCUCUGAAGGGCAGGUUAAAAAUUCCUCCCCAGGCUCGUUUCUGCUCCGAGGCCAUCCGGGCAGCGGAAAAACUUGUCUCCUGCUGACCGCAGUGUUCUGGGCCCGUGCAAACGGGUGGUUGGUGUUUUACGUGCCCAAGGCUAGAGAAUGGACGAAUAACGGAUUGUACUACAAACAUCCUGAGAGUGAGGGUGCGGAGAGGGGAGAGGAGGGAGUGAGGGUGGAGGAUGGAGGAGAAGUGAGGGUGGGAGCUGGAGGGAGAAGAAAGGCGAUUUGGGAUACCCCUAUACAAGCACAAGCAGCACUCAAGUCGUUUCUUGCAGCCCACCAGGAGAUUCUGUCCUCUCUGCCCGUUCAGCUGCCCGAACCAAUCACUCUGGGGGAAGGGCCAGGCAUCGGCUUGGCUCGGGGCAGCCAGGUCGUAUCGCCAGGCUCUGAUUGGUCGCUGGGAGAUCUCGUGAAAUAUGGAGCCGACCACUCACAUGCUGCCACGAGCGUUGUGGUUCGGCUUAGGGAGGAGCUGGGAAGGGUGACUUCUGUUCCAACCAUGAUUGCUGUUGAUGAGUUCAACGCAUGGUUCACAUUCGCGGGCUUCUUUGAGUCCACAGGAGACAGAAGCCGGAGGCAGAUACAUGCUGGGGAGAUGCGCAUGGUGAACGCCUUCCGCUCUUUAGAAGCCAGUGGCAUCAUGGCAGCUGCAUUCUCCGAGUCCAUAGCAGUGGGGAGGCUUCCGGCAGUGCUGCCGGGGGUGCCUAAGGGCGUGCGGUUGAACGUGCCGCGCUUCACUGUUGACGAAACGCUUGCGCUGCUGCAGCACUACCAGAAGAGUUGCAAGCUGGGCCGUGUGACGGAUAACGAGGAGAAUAUUAAGGAGGCUGCGGUGCGCGCAUGCAUGGUUACAGGGGGAAACGCUGCACAGCUUAGAAACGUCAUUCACCUGAUUCGUCACGGGCAGGCAGUGCACAAUUUGGUGAUGGACACGGAGCAGUAUAAGCUCGAAAAGUAUCUCGACUGCCCGCUCAGCACUCAGGGAUUUGAGCAGGUAGCAGAGCUGCGCAGGCAAGUAGCGGCCAACCCUCCUCCAGGCUUCCCUGCUGAUCUGAUAGUCGUCUCUCCCCUGCUGCGCACACUGCAAACAGCAGUGGGCGCCUUUGGCCCUCCUAACACUGCCAUUCCAGUCGACCUUCCCCCAAAAGAAGCAGCUUCUAAGAACUUUCCCGUUGUGGACGGGUUCACAGCAGGAACCAAUGGGGUGGAAGCGGUUGUGCCUGCGACUGUUGUGACGGCUCCUGUGGCAACUGAAGGUGGUAACCAGGUUACCACCACGCUGCCAGCACACAUUUUGGCAAACGAGCUCUGCAGAGAAACGCUGUUUUUCUCAUAUCACAUAUAUCCACUUGUCUAUCUAUCAUGCCUCCCUCCCGCACAGCAUGUGCAUGUGUGUGACAAGCGCCGGCCAAUCAGAGAAAAGAAGGACCUCUUCUCCUCUGUGGACUUCAGUCAGAUCACAGAUGAUGAGGAUGCGCUGUGGAAGGUGGAGCCCAGGGAGACUCGUGAGGAGAUCGCACAACGAGCUACUGAUCUCGCCACAUGGCUGCUCGGACUCAAGGAGCAAUCCAUAGCAGUUGUCUCUCACAGCGGUUUCCUCCAUGCCUUCGCCACUGUUGGCCUGCCCCCACACCUACGGCCCGAAAACAAGCUCGUCUAUUUUGAGAACUGCCGGCUACGCUCGUACAUCCUCUCAGCAGAAGAAUGA
This is a messenger RNA of Closterium sp. NIES-65, 2739 nucleotides long. The record is from the annotation of a GenBank genome assembly. Lineage: Eukaryota; Viridiplantae; Streptophyta; Zygnematophyceae; Desmidiales; Closteriaceae.